CAUCCUGUUCUACAGUCUUGAACUGUUGAUAAGGAAAUGUGGCAUGUGUCAGGUUAGAUGCUUUAAUGAUCAAGGGGUUAUGCAAAAUGGGAGGGGAUAGAUAUCUGAAAGGGAGAACAUAAAAUAAAAGUGAUCUUAACAGGAAGCUGUUGUUUCCUUUGAGACCGAGUCAUUUUCGCAAAUCUUUCCAUCAUUAAAUGACAGGACAAGCCUCCACCUAUCCUCCACAUUGCAACUUUUUCUCGAGGGACUCGACAGCUGCGGUCUUCCCCACAAUACACUUUGCCCAAAACACAGCACGCUUAUGGGCUCCAGCAUAAGAUGUAUAGCAAAGUGGAGGAAAAGGCAAGCUCCAAAGACUCUCCUCAUUUUAUUCCUGGCCAUCAGUUUUAUCUACAGUUGGUUGCUGGUGGCUGAUAAACAACAACAACAACAUUUGAAUGGCAGCAAUGCAUCACUCCCAAACAAUAUCACCAUCCUGUUAUGGCACUGGCCGUAUGGCACCCAGUACAGCCUUGCGGGGGACGUGUGUCUGAGGGACUACGGCAUCUCUGGAUGUGUGCUAGUGGAUAAUCGCACUCUCUAUGAGAGCGCUGAUCUAGUUGUCUUUCAUCACUUUGAGCUGAAGCUGCAUAGACAGCACCUUCCUGUGCAUCUCCAUCGGCCCGCCAAACAGAGGUGGGUAUGGCUUUCUUUAGAAGCACCACAAAACAACGGCAACUUGUCACCAUACAACAACCUUUUCAACCUCACCAUGUCAUAUCACUCUCAUGCUGACAUCACUGUGCCCUAUGGGAAGCUGUUACAGAGAAAGAAACCAGGUCUAGACUUUGUUAUCCCACAAAACAAGAGUUAUGAAGCCUGUUGGGUGGUUAGCAACUACCAAAAACGGCACAAGAGGAGCGCAGUGUUCCAGGAGCUGAACAAGAACCUCAAUGUGCAACUGUUUGGCCUUUACGCUAGAAAACCUCUACCAAAGGAGGCACUGCUUCCAACGAUUUCACGCUGUUAUUUCUACCUAGCAUUUGAAAACACGCAGUCGCCGCAAUAUAUCACUGAGAAGCUCUGGAGAAACGCUUUCCAGGCUGGGACUGUGCCCGUGGUGCUGGGAUCGCCACGCAAAGACUAUGACGCCGUGGCACCUCCGCAUUCAUUCAUCCAUGUGGAUGAUUUUAAAUCUAUUAAGGCCCUAGCUGAGUAUUUGAGAGGCCUAACUAAAGAUCCAGAGAGGUACAAUGCAUAUUUCACCUGGAGGCAAGACUAUACGGUCAAAUUAUAUACAGACUGGAGAGAACGACUGUGCAACAUUUGUCCCAUCUACGGACAAUUUCCAACUCAAAAGGUUUAUGAGAAUUUAAGAGCAUGGACAAAAUGGUAGAUGACUUUUUAAUGGGCGAUUCACACAGAAUAUGUUUUAGCAUUAAAAAUAAGACACUGUCUGAAGUGUCUAUCUAAAAGUGGAAUUUCUUUUAGCUUGAGAGAUCUGGUUUUAGAACACUGUGUCAUUCGCAAAAUGCUGCAAAAGAUGAAAGACGAGAGUGCAUUGUUCAACAACGUUUAUCUAAUGCAAGCAUAUAAUAACUAGUGAAAAACAACAAAAUGCAAAAAUAAUAGGUCUAGAGACGCUUUUAAUUUUUAACUGAAUGGUUGCAUUUUUGGAACCUGUAAUGCUUUAAAAGUUGCGAGAUGCAAGCAUGGUUAAAGGUCAAAGAUGUCCAUCUAGAGCAUGUUUACCCGGGUGGGGGGGCAACGUGGUGGAAAGCAAAAAACAAACAGGGUUGUGCAAAAAAAAAAAGAACAUGUGAAGGAGGACUUAUCUUGCGCGCUGGGUGUUUAGAACAUGUCAUUGGUGAGAUGGUGCAGAAGAUUUGAGAGAAACAGUCAAAGAUGUCUAUUUGCGCAUGACAGAAAUACAAUAUAGAAAAGCAGCAAAAAUGCAUAAAACAAGCAACAAUGAAAAUCAAAGACUAUUUGAGAGCUGUUUUUAAAAGAAUGUCUCAUGCAAAAUGCGAACACAAAGACCUCUUGUCUAGCAUGUUUAAAUAGAAAAUCUGUGGAAAAACAAUGCAGCAAAAUGCAAAAGCAAGAGUCACAAGGUGAAAAACCAAAGUGUCAAAGGACCAUUUUUAGAACACUGUGCAGUAGAAUGUGAAAACAUGUUCAGUCACAUAUGAGCCAUUCACACAAUGCUUAAGUUUAAAAACAGGCAAAUGCUGAACAGUGCAAUUGUGGUGCUGGGGCAGUCUAAAUGCAUGCUUUUUUAAAAGUUGAACUUUUUAAAUUGGGGCACAUUUACAGUUGUGUGAAAUGCUAAAAAAUACAUGAAGACAGUGGGCAAAUGUUUUCAUCUAGCGCACACUUGCAUAGAAAAGCAAUGGGAAAGCAGUGCAGCAAAACAUUUUCCUUGUGAAUAGCCAAGCACUACACAGGUUACAUGAUGCAGUAUCUUAUUUGAAUUCAUACUGACAGCAUCAGCAGCACCAUUUGUGUAUCAACAAAUCGCUGAGCAUUCCGGUGCACGUGUGCAAGCAUAAAAAAAAACCAAGUUCUAUUGCUAACGAUGCUACUGGGGCCAUGGUGCCAAACUGAAACCACAAUGUGCAAACCUUGCUUCCUCUCCUGUCAACAUGUCUAUAUAUCCUGUGUACAAGGAAUCUUGAAGGACGGAAUAAAUAUUUGCAAGCAAACCA
Carassius auratus (goldfish) is the source of this 2690-nucleotide messenger RNA. RefSeq names its product alpha-(1,3)-fucosyltransferase 7. Gene Ontology annotation, molecular function: alpha-(1->3)-fucosyltransferase activity. Lineage: Eukaryota; Metazoa; Chordata; Actinopteri; Cypriniformes; Cyprinidae. The transcript has 2 exons. Bases 305 to 1378 code for a protein of 357 amino acids. Gene Ontology annotation, cellular component: membrane. The record is from RefSeq and is a predicted model, not a curated record.